Messenger RNA from Cryptomeria japonica (Japanese cedar), 1677 nucleotides. RefSeq names its product pentatricopeptide repeat-containing protein At2g03880, mitochondrial. NCBI's taxonomy places the organism in Eukaryota, Viridiplantae, Streptophyta, Pinopsida, Cupressales, Cupressaceae. The record is from RefSeq and is a predicted model, not a curated record. The transcript is spliced from 5 exons. Gene Ontology annotation, molecular function: RNA binding; protein binding. Gene Ontology annotation, biological process: RNA modification. The coding region runs from base 1 to 1677 and encodes 558 amino acids.
AUGCCAUUACUAUCCACAGUUCAUCUCAACAUCGCAGCAUUAUGUAGAGAGGGCCAGUUCAAGCAGGCGCUGCACAUUCUGCGUAUUACACACAAUGCCCCUGAAAACUACUCUACAUUUCUUCAAUUACUACAGAUCUGUAUGCUCAAAAACACUCUUUCACAAGUGAAAAAACUCCUCUCUUUCAUCUCUCAAAGGCGAUUUUCCUUUGCUACACGCACAACUUUUCAUAAUAAGCUUAUUUACUUUUAUGUCAAAUGCGGAAGUUUGGUAGAUGCCCGAGAAGUGUUUGACCGCAUGAAAGAACGAGACGGCGUCUCAUGGAAUACGAUUAUUACAGCGUACAGAAGACAUGGGUAUCCUCACGAGGCAAUCACACUCUUUCACCAUAUGCAACAAACAGGUCUCCAACCCGAUAAGUUCACAUUUGCCAGCGUACUCCCUGCAUGUGCCGAAAUUGGAGCACUGAAGCAAGGCAUGGACAUCCAUCAUGCCAUAAAGGAUAGAGGAUUCUUGUCAGAUGUUGUAGUUUCAAGAUACGUACAAAAUGGAUUUGAUGAUAAGGCUUUAGAAGUAUUCAAGCAAAUGCAAUUGGCAGGUGUGAAGCCAAAUUCUGCAACCAUCGCCAGCAUUCUCCCUGCCUGUGCCAGAAUGGGAGCUUUGGAACAGGGAGCAAAGCCGAAUUCCACAACUUUUGCCAGCAUCCUUCGUGCCUGUGCCCAAGCAGGGGCUUUGGAACAGGGUAUGGCUAUCCAUCAAAGCAUAAAGGAUUCGAAACUAUCGUCAGAUGUCCUGGUUACAACUGCCCUUCUAGACAUGUAUGCAAAAUGUGGAGGCAUCGACAAGGCACACAUGUAUGCAAAAUGUGGAACUAUAGACAAGGCACAUGAGUUGUUUAACGGAAUGCCUGAAAGAGAUGUCAUUUCAUGGAAUGCAAUGAUUAGAGGAUAUGCGCAAAAUGGAUUUAAUGAGAAGGCUUUAAAAACUUUCAAGCAAAUGCAAUUGGCGAAUGCAAAGCCAGACUCGACAACUUUUGCCAGCAUCCUCCCUGCCUGUGCCAAGAUGGGAACUGUGGAACAUGGAUAUGCACAAAAUGGAUAUUGCAAGGAUGCUCUCAAAAUCUUUGAACUAAUGAAGCACUCUGGAACAUAUCCUGACAGUGUAAGCUUUGUUUGCGUUCUAUUUGCAUGCAGCCAUGGAGGCUUCGUGGACAAGGGCUGUACAUACUUCAAUAACAUGAGCAAGCCUUAUCACAUUAAACCUUCAGUUGAUCAUCAUGUCUGCAUGGUUGACCUUCUUGCCCGUGCUGGCUACCUAGAGGACACCCUAAACUUUAUCAUUAAGAUGCCAUUUAAACCUGUGUUGGUUGUGUGGAUGAGUUUACUUGGUGCCUGUAGGUCACAUGUUAAUAUAGGCUUAGGAGUAUUUACAGCGAGACUGCUUUUUGAUUUGGAUCCUAAGAAUGCUGCGAUUUAUGUUCUCCUCUCAAACAUCUAUGCAGAAAUGGAGAGGUGGGGUGAGGUUCAAAUUGUAAGGAGAUUAAUGAAAGAUAGAGGGAUCAAAAAGAUCCCUGGAUGUAGUUGGAUUGAAGGCCAUAAAAUGGUACAUUUCUUUUGUGUAGGAGACAGAUCACAUCCACAGAAUAUAGAUCCAUACAAGGUUGGAGAAAUUUGCUAG